Messenger RNA from Entamoeba nuttalli P19, 1203 nucleotides. RefSeq names its product zinc knuckle domain containing protein. Lineage: Eukaryota; Evosea; Mastigamoebida; Endamoebidae. Bases 1 to 1203 code for a protein of 400 amino acids. Gene Ontology annotation, biological process: positive regulation of cytoplasmic translation. Gene Ontology annotation, molecular function: translation regulator activity; single-stranded RNA binding; mRNA binding. The transcript has a single exon. The record is from RefSeq and is a predicted model, not a curated record. Gene Ontology annotation, cellular component: cytoplasm.
AUGUCUUUAAAGACUCCAAAAAAUUUCAAGGUUAUUGAUGUUUCUGAUACUGAGUCUGAUUCAGAACCUUCUUACGAAAAACAUGAAAUAGCUAAAACUGAAAUUAAAGAAGAAAAAGAAAAGAAAGAAGAACAUAAACAUAGUAAAAAAGAUAAAAAAGAACAUAGUAAAAAAGAUAAAAAGGAGAAGAAAAAAGAUAAAAAGGAAAAGAAAAAAGAAAAAGAUAAUGAUAAUGAUAAGGAAGAAGAGCAAAAAGAAAAAAAUAUUACUGAAGUUACUAAAAUGGAAGAAGACACUAAAGAAGAAAUAACAAAAGAUGAAAAAGAAGAGUCAGUAAACGAUAAAAAAGAAGAACAAGUAAAAAAAGAAGAAAGUCAUGAAAAAGAAAAAGAAGAAUUAGUUGAUGAUAAAAAGGAAGAGUUAGUCAAUGAUAAAAAGGAAGAAUUAGUAAACGAUAAAAAGAAAGAAGAGAUAAAAGAAGAAGAAAAAACACAAAAAAAGGAAAUUAACAAAGACAAAAUUAAAAAAGAAGAGCCUCAAGAAGAAGAGGUAUUAAAGAGAAAUAAAAAAACAGUAAAACAAGAAGAAAAGGAUAAACAAAAGAAGGAUGAGGAGAAGAAGUAUAUUAGUGUUUGUGUUCAAGGAAUUCCUAAACAAUGGAAUACAAGGAAAUUUAGAGAGGAGUUUGGCGAUUAUAAUAUUGCCAAGUGUAGAAUUAUUACAUUUAAAGGAAAAAGUGAGUCAAGAGGGUUUGGAUAUCUUGACUUUUUUAAUAUUGACGAGGCACAAAGAUGUAUUGAUGAGAUGACUGGUAAAGAAUUUGAAGGAAGAACUGUUUAUCUUGAAUAUGCAAAUACAAAAAAGAAAGGAUAUAAAUAUGGAGACACAAGUGCUCCUGAAACUUCAUCUUUAAAUAAGUCUCUUCAAAAAGUAUGUUUUAAAUGUGGAAAACCAGGACAUAUUGGAAGAGACUGUUCUCAACCAGACGAUAAGGUUUGUUUCUAUUGUGGUAAGCCAGGGCAUAUUGGAAAAAAUUGUCCUGAACAAGAAGUUCCAGAAAGUUCUGAUCAAGCUACAUGUUAUAAAUGUGGACAAGUAGGCCAUAAGAGUAUGGACUGUCCAGAAAAUACUGAAGGUGGGUUUAAACGAAAGUCAAAUAAUCAUACUGAAGACACUGGAAAGCAUAUAAGGUUUGAUGAUUAA